AUGGAGUCCAGCCCGUCCCACCUGAGGGAGCUUGACCUGGAGGACAGGACCCCAUAUCAGCCCAGUGCUGGGGCCGAGCCCAAUUCCAGGACCAGGAUCCUGAGACGCGGACUGCAGAGCCCAAACUGUGAGCUCGAGGUUCUGAGACUCAGACUUGAAGGCCUCUCAGAGGCUGACUGUGAACUCUUUGCCUCGGCUCUGAGAUCCGCCCCCCCCUGUAUGAAGGAGCUGGAGUUGACAGACUGUGACCUUUCUGGUCCUGGAGUCCAGUUUGUGUGUUUCCCUCUGCAGAGUCCAGACCACCAGCUGGCGGCCCUGAGACUGAAGGAGAGUAAGGUCCCAGACCAGGUUUAUGAGGCCGUGGCCUCAGCCCUGAAGAGAAGCCCCUCCCACCUGAGGAGGCUGGAGCUGGUAUGGUGGGAUUCAGGGGACUUGGGGGACUCGGGGGCGUCCCUCCUGUCUGCUGGACUGCGGAGUCCCACCUGUGAGCUGCAGACUCUGAGCCUCUACGGGUGCAGCUUGUCAGGCAGCAGCUUCUCCCCUCUGGUCUCUGCUCUGGAGGCUAACCCCUCCCACCUGCUGGAUCUGAACCUGGGCUGGAACCCGCUGCAGGACUCAGGAGUGAUGGAGCUGUGCGGCUUCCUGCGGAGUCCCCGGCUGGAGAACUGCUCCCUGACGGCCGUCAGCUGUUCUCUGCUGGUCUCAGCUCUGAGGUCCGGCCCGGCCCGGCUGGAGAACCUGGACCUGAGCUGGAACGAGCUGAAAGACUCAGGAGUGAAAGAGCUGUGCAGCUUCCUGGAGGAUCCCAGCUGCAGGCUGCAGACUCUGGGGUCAGUUCCCGUCUGCCUGGUGACACCAGAACACACUGGAGAGGAAACCCCAGAACCCAGAACCCAGACCACUCUGGGUUCUGGCUUCUGGGCCGGCUCAGGCGGGCCAACAGCAGGAUUUACUCACAGUGCUGUUUCCAGGGCAGUUCUGAAGGUCCGCUUUGCCCAGCAGGCCGGUUCCUGA
Molecule: messenger RNA, 1014 nt
Organism: Menidia menidia (Atlantic silverside)
Lineage: Eukaryota; Metazoa; Chordata; Actinopteri; Atheriniformes; Atherinopsidae
Source: the annotation of a GenBank genome assembly